AUCCAUACCCUAAUACUCGAUUCUGGGACGCCGACGUGAUCGGCGCCGAGGACCUAGAGAACUAUCGCGUUGGAGGCUAUUUCCCAAUCGCCCUCCAGUCAACGCUAUGCAACGGCCGCUACAAAGUUCUCCACAAGCUCAGCGGCGGCUCAUCCACACGCGUGACCUCCAAGAUGGGGUAUUGUUGCUAUCAAAGUCCUCGGGCCAGACUGGCGAGAGACCGUGAACAACGAGCUCUUCAUGGUCGAGCGACUGGGAUCCUUUCCAACCGAUACGGCCGCGCUGCAGCAUUCACGUCUCCCGUUAUCCACCUUUCUCGAAGCGAGCCCGAAUGGGGAGCAUACUUGUCUCGUCCAGCCCCCGAUGGGUCCAGUCUCAAACCAAAUGUUACAUCGUGGUGGAUGGAGGAAGGGUCAUUUCGAGUGAGAGCCACACGAGUACCUGUUCUGGCCCGGCAAGCGGCUGGGGUUCUCCGCCUGCUUCACCGGAUGAGAAUCGCGCUUCAUGACAUCACGCUCUCCAAGUGGGCAUUCCCUCUCCCUGAAUCCGUGCGAACAUGGAUCGAUGAGGAGGUGUCCCGUGUCCUUGGAUCCCCGGACGUGGCGCCAGUGAGCAUGGUGGAUGGUUCCGAACCGGGCCCACAUGCACCAGCCGAGGUGGUAGCACCCACAGACAUGUCGGGUCUCGCAAAGGCAUUGAAAGAGUCAAUCGUGUGCAUUGAUGUCGGAGAUGCAGUACAGCUUGAUGAAGGCUCUCUUCAAAGGCAUCCCACCGUCUCGAUUCACUAUCAGGCCCCCGAGGCAAUUCUUGAAAGCCAACUGAGCCUGGCCUCGGACAUAUGUGGCUACCCCCUUAUCGAACCUAUCCUGGCCAAUGAGCAAGAUGUUCUGCGGCAGAUGGAGAUACUCCUCGCCAAGCCUCCCGGUUCCUUUCGAUCACGAUUGAUCGACCACAAUGCAGUGCCGUAUCCAGCCAGGAAUACUCAAAAUUGGGCUGAGCUGGAGAGACACCUGCGGGGUGUUGGCAAUCGAGACGAGUCUAGGGCUUCUAUGUAUGUGGAUGCGGAUAGAUUACCGAUAUUGGCCCGCUUGGAUACUCGACUUACCGAGGAAGACGUGCAGACUUGGAAAACGCUGCUGUCAAAGAUGCUGGCCUGUAUACCAGAUGAACGGCCCGAUAUCGACAUGGUCUGUGCGUGGCUUGAGAAGCCUGGCGAAAUAAUCAUGUCUGAUUAA
Molecule: messenger RNA, 1235 nt
Organism: Dacryopinax primogenitus
Lineage: Eukaryota; Fungi; Basidiomycota; Dacrymycetes; Dacrymycetales; Dacrymycetaceae
Exons: 4
Coding region: 489-1235 (248 amino acids)
Source: RefSeq, a predicted model, not a curated record